CUUUUUUGCUAUUGACUUCCAGUCGGUUGUUCUCCUGUGUAGACCAUCAUAAUUCAAGGGUUAUCCGAGGUGACUUCAAGUCCAAAGAUCAUGUCAAGACCGUUCCUCUUUUUUCUACUGUCAGCUGGACUUCUGAGUUGUGUGAAGCCCGUUGUGUGCGCGGGGGCCAAGAAGUCAAAAUCCCUCCAGAUGGAGGCCGUAGGAACUGAAGAAUUGGACUUCAAGGAGAAACUGGUGCUGGAAGCCUUCAACAAGAUGGUGGUUUCAGGAAAGGUCAAGCUUCAAGUAGAACCUUGCGCGGACCCGGAGAAUCUACCAUCAGGUUCAUAUGACGACAUCUUGGUCUAUCGCAAGCUCAAAAUGAAACCAACCAAGACCGGUCAGAGAGGAGAGGUGGUCGGAGGACUGAGAGUGGGUCGCAGCAUCGUGGUCAGAGGGCGAGUCAACCAGGAUCCGGAACGCAUAACCGUCAACCUGGUGAGCGACAAGAGCGACACCGCGCUGCACCUGGGUCCUCGUUUCAAUUCGCUUGGCUACGUCAACGUGAUCGUGGCUAACUCCAGGCUGGCCGGCGUGUGGGGUACGGAGGAGUCGCAUCGCCAGUUCCCCUUCGCGCCUGGACAAUACUUUGAGUUGGUCAUCUUGUGUGAAACAGACUCUUUCAGCGUGACCGUCAACGGUCAACACCAACUGGACUACAACUACCGAGUGGUCGACCUAAAAAGCAUCACGGCCGUGGAUGUGCACGGCGACAUGACGCUCAUAGAUGUCAGGAUGAAGUGACAUCGGAAGCCUGCCGGGAUGAUGGCAUGCGCUCUACAUAUUUACUGCUGCCACCUGUUGUGUCACUUGAUGUUCAAUGACAAACACUAUUCUGCACUCGGCUUUGUGCUCAUUCUAUUCAUUAAACAGCAUGAAGAAUGACGCUCUGUAUUUGAUGACUUUUACACUGGUUUCUCAAUUUUGGUUCAAUA
Messenger RNA from Corythoichthys intestinalis (scribbled pipefish), 974 nucleotides. Its product is annotated as galectin-8-like. The record is from RefSeq and is a predicted model, not a curated record. Gene Ontology annotation, molecular function: carbohydrate binding. The coding region runs from base 91 to 783 and encodes 230 amino acids. Lineage: Eukaryota; Metazoa; Chordata; Actinopteri; Syngnathiformes; Syngnathidae. The transcript has 7 exons.